AUGACACAGCAAGAUCCAGCCGUCCGGAACCCGGAGUCAAAACAAGCUUCGGUCGAUGCACAGGAUCCAACAACGGAGAAGAACCCGUCAAAGUUCCAGAAGGGUCCAAGGUUCUGGGCUAUCAUGGUUGUGCUCUCGCUAGUGAGUCUUCUCACGGCUCUGGAGGCCACAGUCACUUCGACGGUCAUGCCAUCGCUCGUCGCCGAUCUGGGUGGGGGCGAAGAGUUCAUCUGGGUCUCUAAUGCAUACUUCUUGACUAUGUAA
Messenger RNA from Alternaria ethzedia, 264 nucleotides. RefSeq lists its product as uncharacterized. NCBI's taxonomy places the organism in Eukaryota, Fungi, Ascomycota, Dothideomycetes, Pleosporales, Pleosporaceae. The record is from RefSeq and is a predicted model, not a curated record. Bases 1 to 264 code for a protein of 87 amino acids. The transcript has a single exon.